Messenger RNA from Haemorhous mexicanus (house finch), 10955 nucleotides. RefSeq names its product protocadherin alpha-8-like. Gene Ontology annotation, molecular function: calcium ion binding. Gene Ontology annotation, biological process: homophilic cell-cell adhesion. Lineage: Eukaryota; Metazoa; Chordata; Aves; Passeriformes; Fringillidae. Gene Ontology annotation, cellular component: plasma membrane. The record is from RefSeq and is a predicted model, not a curated record. The transcript has a single exon. The coding region runs from base 5296 to 7926 and encodes 876 amino acids.
GCGCCUCGGAGCGCCCCGGCACCGAGAGGCUCCGUGCGCUCCCGGGAGAGAUGCACUGCCUAGGGAGUGGCUUGGCAGUGGCUGUUAUUAUUUUAUUAUUAUUAAAUUUUAUUUUAAAUGUUUGGUAUAUUUUAUUAACGCGCAUUCCGACUGGUCCGCUCUUCUCUUCUUGCGGAUUGCGGCGUGGAAACGCGGCCGAGCCAGGAGCUGGGCCUCUGCGGAGGGAAUGAAGGAGCUGACAGGGCGCUGGGUGCCCCGGGAGAGCGGGACAGCGCAGGGCCGACCGCGGGUCCGGUCACCGGCAUCGCCAGCAGCUUCCCGAAGAAGGUCGGGACUUCAGCUAUGCCAGGUCCCGGAGACAGAAGGAGAAGGGGACGGAUUUUUUGUCCAUUCCCCGCUCUCUGAGCCUGACCCCUUCUGUUCGGUGACUGCUGCAGGUGAUGUGCAGAAGCGAAGACUAAACGCCGUGGUGUGGGUGCUCCGGCCGCUCAGCCACCACGGCAUCUCCUUCCUCGUCCCCCACCCGCAUUAUCCUGGGAGGAAUGCCUCGCUGAACGACCGGCGGGACCCUAUGAGCAGUCCUUGUCUCGAUCUUAGGGUACUCUUGAAUGGUAGAAGAGCUUUCGGCCUCAGGAGUCUUUGAAACCGGACCCGGCUCUUCUGUGCGGCGCUCUAAGCGCUAAACUGCGCCAAGGAGGUGAGAACGACACAAAGACAAAUCCCACGAUGCGAGUUCGGGACUCGUCUGCCCUUCUGGAGGGAACGGGCUUUUCUUUCUGUAUCCUCGUCGGCGGAGACAGUCGCCCUGAGGCGGCCGAUGUGGAGCUGCUGUGCGGUGCUUUCCAUCCUGGGGUGGUGGAGCUGGAAGUGUCCUGUAUGACGGCAGCGAUUCUGUCGGAGCUGCUGCUUUUCCUUCUCUUGCCAAUUCUCCGUGUCUUGUCUCCGAGUGUAACUGGAGUAACGAUCUCAUUUCAGCGAGGAUCUAAACAGAGCGUUCCAAACACCCCUGGAAAAGUCUGUUUGUCUCUUCGCUCUCUAAAGAACAAUAGGAGAUGAACCUUUUGACUUGUGUUUGCCUCUGGGCUGUACUUGCUUCUCUAAGAGUCCAGCAGUCAGUGCUCCUGAGCUCUGAUGGAUGCUCUGAACUGGGAUGUCGAAACUCGUGGUUAUUAUUUUUCAGGACUUUAACCAAGCUUUCAUCCAUUCCUGCCAAAUGAAGGAGGCUCAAAGUAACGCUCAGGCACUUGAUGGGUUUUCAGAGUGUUAAGAUGAGUAGUUUAUACUGAUUUUUUUCUACAGAUCCUCGCUGUGAAUCACCACUCCUCACGUCUCGCUGCUUAGUCAGAAGAGCUGGGAAUGCUCUGAGGCUGACCAAAGCUGAAUUAGCUAAACCAAGCCUUCCACCAGCUCGUGUGCUUUUUGCAAGAUCAUUUCAGCUUUUUCUUAUGACCUUAGUGGGUACCUCUUAUAAGUGCAGGUGGUAUAAAAGGCACUUAAUUGUGCAUCUGUGGUAGUAGUGCAACGCUGCAAUGCCUAAGGAUUCACCAAUGUCACCCCCAUCCCACCGCUACUCAGGCAAUAUCUGGAUUUCAUCAGUGUGAGAAUCACGCGUGGACUGGAUCUGAAUAAGGAAGAAACAACUCUUCCUGUAGGUGAUCUUGGAGUCUUUGACUCUGUCUUCGCGUUUAGAAACAUUUUUAUUUCUAGCUAAGCUCAGAUAUUUGGCAUUGUGGAACCAUUUAGUGAAGCUGCUACUUGGUGGAUAUGAAAAUGAUAGAGAUAGGUGUUCAGACCAAAAUAAAAAGGACACCGUGACCUGUGUCCUCGACGUCAGUGCUUGUCGCCUCAUUAACAGCUGUUUUACUGAUUUAAAACAUCCUACUACAUUUUGCAUACAGCAGCCUUAACUUGGUACGGCUCUUAAGAUAUUUGUAGAUCGAAUUUGCUGACAUCGGCAUUAUAUUUUCACCUCCAUGAACACGGCAUGAAAUAUUUCUCCAGAGAAGACCUACUUAUUCCAGGUAAGUGAAUUAAUUUAGCAAACAUAAACAGGUAAGUAGCGGGGAAAAACUUCAGUCAACUGAAACAAACUCGCCAUAAAAAUAAAAACCAACCGAACAAACCAAAAACCCAAAACAAUCAAACUAAAAACGCAAACAAACAGAAAAAAAAACCCCACCAAAAGCCAAAAUCUGUCCUGCUUAAACACCUCUUGUCCUGUAUUCACAUGGAGCAAACCUGAUUGAUUUGUUGAUAGAAGAUAAUCCCCAGCAUCUCUUCCUAUCCACGAGACAAGACAGUGAUCUCUACCCAAACCGGUAUUUCCUUUUGCUACAGAAAUUAAAACAAACUGCCAGAAAACUCCAGGAAACUCACGAGUUCGUGAACAUAUCUCCAGAUCAGCCUGACAAAAAAUGCGCUGUGCAGGAUUUUCUCUCCAGCCCUCUGUUAUGAAAAAGAUCAAUUCUGUUGCCUGCACCUGGAAAAAGUUAACAAAUGCUGUUCUGCUUGAUAGAAUGGAUUUGUCUGUGUCUGUUUGCCUGUGGUCUGUGGUAAGGAGAGUGUGAAUCUGCAAACCUAAUCCAAGGAAGAGAAGGACAAAACCCGUGUGGAUGUUAGGAAUGAAUAAAGGAUGUGCUGAUGGGUUUAAUAAACCCGAAUCCUAGGCGACAGCAGCGCCUGCCAGAGGCUACCUUCAUGGCUUUUGUUUGCUGUUUACCUUGGGCUGCUGGAGAGAAGCACUGGAGGGGAGGACCACUCUUUAUCUUCAAAGCCUAGUUCCACCGGGAUUUGGGAUAUGAAACAUAAACAUCUGAAUGUCUUCCUCGGGGAGAAAACCCUGUUGCUGAUUGUGAAACGAAAAUACAGGUAAGUUACAAAGACACAGUAUGAAGAAUUCAUCUUUGCAUUGAUGGCAUAGGCCAGACAAAAAUGGCAUCAGGGAUGGAUCUUGAACCAAGACAUCAUUUAUAGCCACAGAAAGCCUGACUGCCUUCAGCAGCAGGUUUCCAUAUGAAGCGGCGGCACUGUGGAGAUCAAUAAAGCAGAAGCACAAACAGGUCAGUAACACAAUCGUAUUUAAUAAUGUUUUGAGCCGUGGUUUGUGUACAGAAGCUACAGAGGUGGCAGCAGAAGUUAUUCCUGUCCUUAAUGCUCCUUAGGGAGGUGCUGUGGGGCAGGUGGUGAAUGUUAACGAGGGCAGGCGAGAGCUGUGUGGGCAUGUAGAGGAAUUUGCCCUGAAACUUCAAAUGGCGGUAAAAAAUCUUCCCACUGCACGAAAUCGGCUUUGCCGGGAUGGAGAAAGGGAGGCUGUACAAAUUUUUCUUUUUUUUUUUUUCCCAUUAAUGAGGAAUGUUGUUGUUGUGGGGCAGUGUCUGUGUGCUGUGGCAGUGAUCCUUCCCUCUGAGUGGCACGGAGUAGGGAUUGGGGAUUUGUCAUAGGGAGGCUGAAUUUGAGUAGGGAAGAGUCUUCCUUGAUGAAAGGAAACGCUUUGUAGCACGUAGGCUGUGUCAGUGGUGACAAACUGCCGAACGUCUGCCUAGCUGGGGAUCUCUGCCCCUGCAUAGAGAGGUUCUUGCUGUAUCCUGGCAGAGCUUGUCUGCCGGAACGGAGAAGAGCUUGCCAUUCAUCAGGCUGCAAGAACAACUCUUCAUCGAGCUGUAUGAAUAGCGUGCAGGAGCUGUGCUGGUCCCGUGCUUUUUCAAUGUUCUUGGAGGAUUGGUGUGCUGGGCUCUAAUGGGUUUGAAUCUCCGAAGGAAAGAUUCAAACAAUCCCCUGGGGUUUUGGUGUAAUCGAAGCCUUUUGCACAGAUGUCGAAAUAUCUGGGGCUUGGGCUGCUCCGUCAGAGUGAGGUGGAUUCUCUUCAUUGAGAUAAUGGGUUCAGGAGUGUGUCCCUCUUCCAAAAGGGGAGGAAGCAAUGGGGAAGGGACAGUCUGUCUGUCUUGCAUAAAUUGCAGAGAAGCAGGAAGUUUGUUCCUCAUCUGGAGAGAUGAAAGUCGGUAGGAAAGAGGAAGGAGACUCUCGCCAAAACACAAGUCCACGCUCCAUAUCGAGAGUGAUGUAAUCAUAUGAAAAAUUAGUUGGUUCAAGAGACAAAAGGAGAGAAGAGAAGAGAAGAGAAGAGAAGAGAAGAGAAGAGAAGAGAAGAGAAGAGAAGAGAAGAGAAGAGAAGAGAAGAGAAGAGAAGAGAAGAGAAGAGAAGAGAAGAGAAGAGAAGAGAAGAGAAGAGAAGAGAAGAGAAGAGAAGAGAAGAGAAGAGAAGAGAAGAGAAGAGAAGAGAAGAGAAGAGAAGAGAUCGGGCAAGCAGAAGACUACAAAAAAGAAGGAAUAAGCAAUGCAGAAAUAAAAGAGAGGUGGAGAGAAAUGAAGAAAUAAAUGGAAAGAGAGAGAAGGGAAGAAAACAUAAACUAUUUUAGCAACAUGUCAUUGACGGUAUCACUGCACACAGAGAGAAAGGAAGAAAGAAAGGAGGCAAAAAAGAUUACAAAGAAAAGAAAAUAGGAUGAAGCCGUAAAUUACAUGACAAGAGUGCACCAAAUAUAUAGCAGAAUACAGGAAUGAAGGAGAAAGCUAAGAAGGAAUAUAUAUCUGUAAACUAGCAAAGAAGACAGGAAGGAGAGAAGCAGACGAGAUGACCAACACACCGAAAUUACCUCCAGAUGUGGAAUGGAGUUGGUGCCUAAAAUCGUCAGGCUUGCGGAGAGCACUGCACCCGGCGCUGGUGUCCGAAAUUAGUGCUGAUCGCUCCUGAUUAAUAUGUCCACGGCGGCGCCGGAGGCAAGGAAGGAUCUACCGGCAGGGUUAAAGAAUAGAGAAGAAUUCCAAGAGAAGGGAAAGGAGAGUAAACGAUAGGGCAUGACAAGGCAAGAACGAGAACAAAGAGAAGAAAGAGAAGUAAAACAGAAAGAAAAAAAAACCAAAACCAGAUAACUGGGAAACUUGAGAAGGCUACGGAAGGAAGAGAAGGCAAGAAAUAGAGAAGAAGAAGGAAAGACAAAAGAGACAAAGAAAUUCGACCACGGUAGGAAAAAACAGCAGAGGAGAUGGCCAUGACAGAGCGGAGGCACAGGCACUGUCGCGGAGCGUGUGAGGCGGCGAAGCAGCGCAUGGUGUCGCUGCAGGUUCAGGAACGGCUCCGUGUGGGCGGCUCCGCCCCGGUGCGGCGGAGAGCCCGGCUGUGAGCGCGGGGGGGCGGCGCGGGCCGGGCAGCAGAGCCGGAGCGUCCGGGCGGCGGCGGGGAGCCGUGCGGGGACCGGGCCGGGGCCGGCAGCCACAGAGGCGGCGGCGGCAGGAAGGAUGGGCGAGCGUUGUUGCGCGGCGGUGCUGCGGGUGCUGGUGCUGCAGGCGGCCUGGGCGCUGGCGGGCGGGCAGGUGCGCUACUCGGUGCCGGAGGAAGCCAAGGCCGGCACGGUGGUGGGCCGUCUGGCGCAGGACCUGGGCCUGGAGGCGGGCGAGGCGGAGGCGCGGCGGCUGCGGCUGGUGGCGCAGGGCCGGCGGGCGAGCGUGGAGGUGAGCGGGGCGAGCGGCGCGCUGCUGGUGAGCUCGCGGCUCGACCGGGAGGAGCUGUGCGGCAAGAGCGCGCCGUGCGCGCUGCGCCUGGAGGUGCUGCUGGAGCGGCCGCUGCGCGUCUUCCAUGUGCAGCUGGAGGUCACCGACAUCAACGACAAUGCCCCCGUCUUCCCCGCCGCCCGGAAAAACCUCAGCAUCGCGGAACUGUCUGCGCUGGGGUCUCGUUUCCCGCUGGAGGGCGCGUCGGAUGCGGAUAUCGGAGCGAACGCGCAGCUCACAUACACACUCAGUCCGAGCGAGCAUUUCUCUCUGGAUUUACAAAAAUCGAAUGAGCGAAAUCUUGUACCCGAGCUCGUUUUAAUGAAAUCUCUGGACCGCGAGACGGUUCCCGUGCACCGGUUGGUGCUGACGGCAACAGACGGGGGCCGGCCGUCUCUGACGGGGACAAUGGAGCUGGUGAUCUCGGUGCUGGACGCGAACGACAACGCGCCCCAGUUCAACCAGUCUGUGUAUAAAGUGCAGCUGGCAGAGAGCGCUUCAGUGGGGACGCUGGUGACGCGGGUGAAUGCCACGGAUCCUGAUUUGGGAACUAAUAGUCAAGUGACCUAUGCUGCGAGCAGCUUCAUUCCCCCGAGUGGAAGAGAUGUGAUUUCAGUCAAUCCGAAUACCGGGGAAAUUCACCUCACGGAAGCCUUGGACUUCGAAGAAGUCAGUAUAUUUGAUUUUCGUAUUGAAGCGACAGAUAAAGGGACACCCCCGCUGUCGGGCCACUGCAGUGUGGAGCUGGAGGUGUUGGACGUGAACGACAACGCGCCGGAGGUGUGGGUGACGUCGCUGUCGGUGCCGGUGCCGGAGGACGCGUCGGUGGGGACGGUGGUGGCCCUGCUGAGCGUGUCGGACCGGGACUCGGGGGAGAACGGUCGCGUGCGGUGCUGGGUGUGGCCGGCGUCGCCGUUCGGUCUGGAGGCGACAUUCGCGGGCUCGUACUCGCUGGUGCUGCGCGAGGCGCUGGACCGGGAGCGGGUGUCGGAGUACGAGGUGGAGGUGCGUGCGGAGGACGGCGGGGCGCCGGCGCUGCGCGCCAGCCGCGGGCUGCGGGUGCCGGUGUCGGACGUGAACGACAACGCGCCCGCGUUCGCGCAGGCCGUGUACACGGUGCUGGCGCGCGAGAACAACGCGGCGGGCGCGGAGCUGGCGCGGCUGUGGGCGCGGGACCCGGACGAGGCGGGCAACGGGCGCGUCAGCUACUCGCUGUGGGACGGCGGCGUGGGCGUGGGCGGCGGAGGCGCCGCGGGCUCCUCGCCGGGCGGCGGGUGGCGUCCGGCGUCGAGCUACGUGUCGGUGGACGCGGAGAGCGGGCGCCUGUGGGCGCUGCAGCCCUUGGACUACGAGGAGCUGCAGGUGCUGCAGUUCGAGGUGCGCGCGGUGGACGCGGGGGAGCCGCCGCUGAGCGGCAACGCCACGGUGCAGCUCUUCGUGCUGGACGAGAACGACAACGCGCCGGCGCUGCUGCCGCCCGCGGGCUCGGCACCGGAGGCGGGCGCCGUGGCGGCACCGGAGGCGGCGGCGAUGGCGCUGGCGGGCGAGGGUUCGGUGUCGGGCACGCUGUGGGCGUGGGCGACGUGGGGGGCGCCGGCGGGGCAGGUGGUGGCGAAGAUCCGCGCCGUGGACGCCGACUCGGGCUACAACGCGUGGCUGCGCUACGAGCUGUGGGAGCCGCGGGGCAAGGGCCCGUUCCGCGUGGGGCUCUACAGCGGCGAGGUGAGCACGGCGCGGGCGCUGGACGAGGCGGACGGGCCUCGCCAGAGGCUGCUGAUCGUCGUGCGCGACCACGGCGAGCCGGCGCGCUCGGCCACGGCCACGCUCAGCGUGUCGCUGCUCGAGGCCGCCGAGGCGGCGCUGGCCGCGGGAUCCUCAUCGUCGUCGUCGCUGUCGCGCUCGGCGGCGGCCGCCGAGCUCGGGCCCGGCGCGGCCAGCGCGGCCACCAACGUGUGGCUGGUGGUGGCCAUCUGCGCCGUGUCCAGCCUCUUCCUGCUGGCCGUGGUGCUGUACGGGGCGUCGCGCUGGGCGCCGCGGGCGGCCGUGCUCUCGGGGCCCGGGCCCACCACGCUCGUGUGCGCCAGCGAAGUGGGCAGCUGGUCCUACUCGCAGCGCCACAGCCGGAGCCUGUGCGUGACGGACGGCGCUGCCAAGAGCGACCUCAUGGUUUUCAGCCCCAACUUCCCUCCGCCGCCGCCCGCUCCUGCAGCCAAGGACACGCAGCCGGAACCCUCCGCUCUCCUCGACACGGUCAGUGUCAAUACCUUGCUCGUCUUUUAUCCAUAUCCUACCUUCUGUCCCUCCAGGUGUGCAGGCUCUGCGGGAAUCCAGGCUCCUUUCCCAUGGCCUGAGAACGUUGAGUGCUUGACGAGUGCUUAAGGGUAUCAAAGGCACCUUGGCAUCUGCCUUCCUUAGGGGAAUAUAGAAUUUUUGCCGCAGCCUGGAGCAGUUAUGGUCAGCAGCUACUGUUUGGUGCUCUGUGUGUAAACUGUUCUGUCCUAGAAUGAAAUCACUGCUGAUUUUGAUGCGAGGUACCCCACGGUGGCAGCUUUGGAAACAGUCUUGCCUGGUUGUCUUUAGCAUUUCCAUCCGAGCUUGCUGAAGGAUCCAAAGAUAUAUGGGUUGAGAUAUUUGCAGUCCCCUGGCACUGUCUGUUUUCUUAUUUCCUUUGGUAUCCGCUGGCUGUGCUGAUAUUAGUCUGGUUUCUCAGGGAAAACAGUUCUCCUCCAAUUCUGCUCACGAGAUUGUCUGAUGAAAAGUGACAAUUGUAUUUUCAUAGACAGUAGUUCUCCAUUUUCUUUCUACCAAUAGGCUCAUUAUGAAAGUAGGGAAGAUGUGAUUAACAUUUCCAUGUUUCCAUGAUUUUUUUCCACUUAUUAUGAUGCUUCCAUUAAUAGCAUAAAGUGUAGGGCCAAAGGAGUAUGGCCCAAGAAAAGUGUAACGAGGAAGAAGUUUUUUUCUUUUCCUGCUGCCCCUGAUCCCGAGGUUUUGUGAUCCUGGCCUGAGAAAUAGCAUGAAAUACACUGGCCUGUUUUGAUGUUCUUUCAAAAUUUGCAUCAAUGGUGACAUCAUUUCAAAAGCCCUGGAAAUCCGUUCUAAAAUGAAGAAUAAAAGUAACAAGCCCAAAAAUCAAAGAACCACCAUUCCCCCCAACAAGUCUCAAAUAACACUCUCCUACACAGUAACUAUCAGGUUUUACACUGUUGUUCUUGCCAACAUUUGGGGUUUUUUCUCAGAGCAUGACAUCAAUGACAUCACCAUGUACAGUUGCCCCAAUAUCACCUUUAGAAAGAGUUUUGCUCCCAGGUCUGCCACGUUUCCAUCUGAGAUGACUGAAGCAUUACAAAAUACCAAAUAUCAGCAUCAGAGGUUCUGCUGUAAGCUGCACUGAUGGUGCCAUCCCUGAGUUUAUUGUGUUGCUGUCAUUGCUGAGAAGGAUAAGCAAAAUCCGUGUUGAGCCUUGAGCUAGGAAGGGCAGCUGUGGUCUGUGACAACUGAGUAGGGCCUGGUCAUUUCCUUACGUGGAGGGUGACCUUGAGAAGUGGGGAAAGAUGGUUUUGUGGAGGCAGUAAAUCCAUGGUAAGGCCACAGGUCAUGACAUAAGAACAUGAGAUUGUAUGUUUGUCAUGAGAACACUUCUCAGAGUGUCGAGCGGAGGAUGCCCAAAAGGAAAGUGCGGGGCAGGAUGGAACAGAAUGCUUCUGCCAAGGACCAUUUUCCAGGCCCUAAGGGUCUGGAGUGGGACACCUUCCUGACCAGGAGACAUUGUGUGAUCCUGAAAUGCUCACAAAUAAAUCUUCCUUUGAGGUUCUCAGUAUCUUUUACCAGAGGCAGGCCCCUGGCAUAGGCCAUGCGUUGGUAAGAGCUGGUGAGUGCUCAAGGUUGUCUGAUGAGCUGCUUGUUUCAGAAAUGCUGUUAUGGAAGGGGAACGCUUCAGGCUGCUGUCCUGGUGUAGUGGUGGGCAUUCUCAGUUGUUAUCACAGCCAUUGGUGGUGCCAUGAUGGUUCCUUGCUCCUCCACAGGUGGGAUUUAUAAGGACACAUGAUGAGGGUGUAAUCUUUGGGUGCCCAACUUCCUCUACUUGUGCACUGCACUGGUGGCCUCAGGAGAGAUGAUUUGUCCUGAUGUCACACGGGGCUCCUUCUGGUAUCUGCAGGUACAAACCUGCACUGCAGCCCAGCUCUGGUUUCAUGUGCUACAAAUUCUCCCACUCAACUGGCCUUGGGAAUGCUUUUGUGCUUUGGUAUUUGCUGUGGUUCUCUUGAUGAUAUAAAGAUGUGUGGACUGGGAUCAGAGCUGUCUCACUUCUCAUCACAGAAUCUUUGUGGACUCUAAAUGAAGCUGUGUGGUGUUUCCACCUGAGAUUGCUGAAAAGGAGCAAAGCACUGGCAGUGAACAGGCAGCAGGGGAGAGCCUGCCAGCUGCUGUGUGGCUUUGCAGCCCUCAGUAUGUUCUCUAUGCCAGUCAUGAGGGAAGGUGAGGAUGUACAAAGAAUUGAAUCACAUGCAGAGCAGAGUUUACAGCUGGGUCAUAUUGCUGGGUUCUAGCAAUGUUUGGUAUUUUGGCAGUGAUCCUGCAUGUGGCACUAAAUAGGGCCUGGACCCAUGAGGUGGGGAGGGUGAGUUUGAGUGGGGAAGAGUGUUGCCUAAGGAAAAUGUGGAUGCUAGGUAGAACACAAUCAAUUGGAGAGGAGUUAAGGAGAUAUCCUUUCACAUGGCAUAAGAUAAAGAAUGUAAGUAGCAAACUUCAAGAAAAAGUCCAUGAGCUGCUCCCCUGGGAUCCUGCCAGGAACUCCAGUAGUUGUGCAUAUUCUUGUGCUCUUUUGUUCCCUGUGACAUUGCUUCUUGUGACAUUACUGCCAGACAUGCCUAACAAUGCUUGUAAUCUGUGUGGUAUGUUGUUGGUCAAACAGAAAGUUUUUCAAAUUUGUAUCAUGCCAGCCUUCUUGGAACAUUGCCUGGGCUAUUUCUCUGGUCUUGGUCUUGCUAGGGACAGGAAAUUGCAGGUAACAUCAAGGGAUGCAGUCCCUUAAAACCAACCCUCCUGGUCCUGGCGUUUCUUUUCCUGGAAAAGCAACCAGCAUUGCUACAGGUGAGUUGCUUGUACCUGAAGAAGCUGUGUGUGAGAGGCAAAUGUACUUUAGUUCCUGUUCUGCUGUGGUAUCUUCGUAUUGGAUCAAAGGAAUGUUGCCUGGAUUGAAAUGCCUGUGGGUUUGGAGCACCACUGCCUGCUCUCAUUCCUUUCCUGUUGCUGCCUGGCACAGGGUGAGCCCGUGGAAGCAAGGACAGAUGGAGAAAGUGACAUUAAUGCAUUUUUUGGGAUAGAUGUGGUUGGGCAUGCAGCAGAUAUUCUCAGUGGCAAUGCCGUGGUGUUACAUUUGUGGCUUUGGGUUGGGUUGGCAGGUGGAA